Molecule: messenger RNA, 1731 nt
Organism: Owenia fusiformis
Lineage: Eukaryota; Metazoa; Annelida; Polychaeta; Sabellida; Oweniidae
Source: the annotation of a GenBank genome assembly
GGGGUUUUCAAAAUGGUGAAACUUCCGGUAUUUAAAAUGAGAACAAAUUUGAACAAACUUAUCGAUAAAUACGCCUCUGUGUUGAUACACUGAAUCCAACACAACUUUGAAUAAUCAAAAGACGUCUCGAAGCACUGUAUAGACGAUGAAUUUUUCUGAACUUUUCAAGCAAACGUCUGGUAUUUGUCGAUUUUCUCCUAAUGGAAAAUAUUUGGCUAAUGUUGUCCAGUACAGGCUGAUUGUACGAGAAGUGAGCACAUUACAGAUUACCCAACUUUACACUUGUUUGGAUGCUAUCCAGAAAAUAGAGUGGUCUUCAGACUCCCUGUUUAUACUAUGUGGGAUGUACAAAAGAGGACUUGUUCAGGUUUGGUCAUUGGAACAGCCAGAGUGGACAUGUAAGAUAGAUGAAGGGUCAGCCGGUCUCACUGAUGUAAGAUGGAGUCCAGAUGGAAGACAUAUUCUCGCAACAGCAGAUUUUCAGCUUCGUGUGACUGUUUGGUCUCUCAUCAAUAAAUCUGUGUCUUACAUCAAAUAUCCAAAGCAGUGUGGAGAGAAUGGAAUGGACUUCAGCAGAGGAGGGAAGUAUAUGGCUCUAGCAGAGAGAAGAGAAUGUAAAGACUUUAUCAGUGUAUUUGCAUGUAAUACAUGGCAGUUAGUUAAGCACUUUGAGACUUCUACAGAAGAUUUAGCUGGUGUCAAGUGGUCUCCUGAUGGCAAAGUGCUAUGUGUCUGGGACUCUUGUUUACAGUAUAAGGUUUUGUUGUAUUCAGUAGAUGGUCGCUGUUUAUCAACUUACAGUGCUUACGACCAUGCUCUGGGCAUUAAGACAGUCAGCUGGUCUCCAACAAGUCAAUUCCUGGCUCUUGGUAGCUAUGACCAAAAGGUGCGCAUUCUUAACCACAUUACAUGGCAAACUGUGGCUGAACAUCUUCAUGUUACAACUCUAGAUAACCCUAAUGUGAUUGUUUAUAAAGAGGUUGAAAAGAGGGUGCCACUAGGUAGGGAACAACGAUCUCCAUCAAGCUUAUUCAGCACUCCAAGUAAAUAUGAGGUGAUUGAGGGAAGUGUCCAAAUACCAGUUAUCAAAGUAGAUUUCAACAAAGCUAAUCCCAAAGUUGGAGUUGGUUCUCUUGCAUUUAGUGCAGAUAACAGAUACCUUUACACUAGAAAUGAUAACAUGCCACAUACACUGUGGAUAUGGGAUAUCCAGAAUCUCUGCCUGAAUGUGAUGAUAAUACAGAACAGCCCCAUAAAAUGUGUUCAGUGGGACCCCAAACAGACCAGGCUAGCCAUGUGCACUGGAAACAACAAGAUCUAUAUGUGGUCCAGGGCUGGUUGUCUUUCUGUGGAAAUUCCAACUGAAGGUACAUUCCAUGUCCACUCCCUGAAGUGGCACCAAGAUGAGAACACACUCUUACUGCUGGGGAAGGAUCAGAUGUGUGUAUGUUUUCUAAGGGACACUGAAAAUACUGAACACUGAAAACUGUUUAGAUUUUUAAAAAAUUAAGUAAAAACUGCUGAUUCUAGUACACCUGGAGCUUCUUGCAGUUUUUGAUAUUCAUUGGGCCUCAAUUGCUGAUUCUGAUAUACAUUGGGCCUCAAUUGCAAAGAUUAUGAUAUACAUUGGGCCUUUGAUUGCAGGUUCUUAUGUACAUUGGGCCUCGAUUCCGCAGAUUAUCAUAUACACUGGGCCUCAAUUGCAAACUCAUGUUGGCCUCAAUUGUGUAA